This is a messenger RNA of Mucor mucedo, 793 nucleotides long. RefSeq lists its product as uncharacterized. Bases 148 to 687 code for a protein of 179 amino acids. Gene Ontology annotation, cellular component: nucleus. Gene Ontology annotation, biological process: regulation of DNA-templated transcription. NCBI's taxonomy places the organism in Eukaryota, Fungi, Mucoromycota, Mucoromycetes, Mucorales, Mucoraceae. The transcript has 3 exons. The record is from RefSeq and is a predicted model, not a curated record. Gene Ontology annotation, molecular function: DNA-binding transcription factor activity, RNA polymerase II-specific; zinc ion binding.
UUUUUCUCCGUUCUAUUUAUCUUUUUUCCUCUUCUUCUUCUUCCUAGUUAUUGCAUUAUUCUUAUUAAGUCAUAUUCAGCUAAUCUAUAUACAUAUAUUUUUUUAUCUUUACAUUAUUAUUACACACACCUUCCAUAUUGAGCACCAAUGUACGAAAUUGGAUACGAAGAAACAAAACCAGAAAGCAAAAAAAGAGUUAGAGCCAGUCAAGCUUGUGUUCACUGCAGAAAGAAGAAGAUCAAAUGCGACGAAGCCAGACCCGAUUGCACUCAAUGCCAGGAAGCCAAUGUUGUUUGUGAAUACACCGAACCCAAGAAAAGAGGACCCCGAAAGGGAUAUGUCCAAUUAUUAGAAGAACGACUUGCCCAAAUGGAAAGAAAACUGAUGGGUCCUAAUUCGGCAGGAAUAGGCAAUACCAAUAACAAACUCCACACAAGUGAUGAGGAGAAUACCAGCUUUUCAUCUGCCUCAGUCCAGGCACAUUCUCCCAUUCAACUCUAUGAAAAUCCAGAAAUUUGCGUAGAUCUUCCACCUUUGGAUAUUGUGAAUCAUCUUGUGGAUUUGUUCUUUAAAUAUAUCAAUUCAUUAUUUCCAUUUGUGCACAGACAUGUGUUAAAAAAGUCAAUCAAGGACGGCACCGUGUCGCGGCCCUUACUAUAUAGUGUGUUAGCCAUUAGUGCAAGGUAAUGUUUCUUCCAUAAAGCACAAAAAGAACUGACAGAUUUCAUGUUAAAACUCAGAUUUCUUUUAUCUUUUUCACAUUCAGGUUUUCAGAAAAUCCUGCUAUUCGUAC